Messenger RNA from Anopheles maculipalpis, 1029 nucleotides. RefSeq names its product THO complex subunit 3 (gene tex). Gene Ontology annotation, biological process: mRNA export from nucleus. Gene Ontology annotation, cellular component: THO complex part of transcription export complex. Gene Ontology annotation, molecular function: protein binding. The transcript is spliced from 2 exons. NCBI's taxonomy places the organism in Eukaryota, Metazoa, Arthropoda, Insecta, Diptera, Culicidae. Bases 34 to 1002 code for a protein of 322 amino acids. The record is from RefSeq and is a predicted model, not a curated record.
CGGUUAAAAUUGAUAAAUUUACCACAACUUACAAUGGUCAGCAGUAAAACACAGCUUGCCGAGUUGCAGGAGUAUUUCAAGGGACACAAUAAAAGCCGCGAAGCGUCGAAAGCACACACGGCGAAAGUACAUUCGGUCGGAUGGAACUGUGAUGGACGCCGCUUGGCUUCUGGAUCGUUUGACAAAACUGUGGCUGUGUUUACACUCGAUCGCGACCGAUUGAAUAAGGAAAGUACCUACCGUGGCCAUACCGGUUCGGUCGAUCAGCUGUGUUGGCAUGCAUCGAUGCCGGAUUUACUCAGCACAGCAAGCGGAGACAAGACCGUGCGCAUUUGGGACGUUCGGGUAGGCAAGUGUGCAACGUUCAUCAAUACGAAGGGAGAAAACAUUAACAUUACCUGGUCACCUGAUGGGCACACGAUAGCGGUCGGCAACAAGGAAGAUUUGGUAACGUUCAUCGACACGCGCACGCACAAGAUUCGUGCCGAGGAGCAGUUCAGCUUCGAGGUGAACGAAAUCGCUUGGAGCAAUGGAAGCGAUCUGUUUUUCCUCACCAACGGGCAGGGCUGUGUGCACAUACUGAACUACCCGAAUCUGGAGCUGCAGCAAGUACUGAAGGCACAUCCCAGCACCUGCAUCUGUAUCGAGUUUGAUCCGACGGGGAAAUAUUUCGCUACCGGUUCUGCAGAUGCGCUGGUGUCGCUGUGGGAUGCGGAAGAGCUGGCCUGCUUGAGAGUGUUUUCCCGACUCGAUUGGCCGGUGCGUACGAUUUCCUUCAGUCACGAUGGAAAGCUCUUGGCUUCGGCGAGUGAAGAUUUGAUCAUCGACAUAGGUGACACGGAAACGGGCGAAAAGGUGGCAGAUAUUUCGGUCGAUGCAGCCACAUUUACCGUUGCUUGGCACCCAAAACAAUACAUUUUGGCGUAUGCCUGCGAUGACAAGGAUGCUAACGAUAGGCGAAGAGAUGCGGGCAGCUUAAAAGUGUGGGGAUUCUCAGAAUAGACUUAAGACGACCGGGGCUGCAUAAAU